This is a messenger RNA of Nezara viridula (southern green stink bug), 8317 nucleotides long. The record is from the annotation of a GenBank genome assembly. Lineage: Eukaryota; Metazoa; Arthropoda; Insecta; Hemiptera; Pentatomidae.
UUCCAGCGUGGUGCCUGGUUCGAUCUCUUUCUUGCGGAAGCAUUGAUCGAACUACAAAAUGGAAACACUGUAAAUGAUAUAGUUUCGUUAACAAGCUACAACAUAGCUGCACUGAUUGCGAAUGAAAUAGUAUCAGAUAUAAAAACAGUAUGCACACAACAGACAGAUGCGGAGGACCUGAGUCUCCUGAGGGAGCACCUGCUGUCGGGGAGAGGCUGGAGGGGUCUUGCCCUUCUUCAUGCGAUUGGUGUACAGGAUGUAACUUGUGGUGUGGAUCUAGCAGGACUUUUAAUUUCUGCAUACAAUAUCGUAGAUGGCAAAGAAACAAAAGAAAAAAAUCCGUAUGUGAUAGAAAAGUCAGUUCCACCAAUUGAACAAGUAUGUCGUUUUCGCAUACCAGUACGCCAUAAGCCACGUUCAUUUUCUCAUUCAAGUGGAAUAGAGGGAAGUCCACCAUCUAGAAAGAUAAGUACUUCUUCUUCCGUCCACACGAAAAGAUCUCUAGUCAAACAAGAAAGGCAAAAGAAUUCCUCUGAAUCGGAUACACUUGAAAAUGAAAUUCAUAAAUCAACAAUCUCUGUAAAAAUACGCCUUGACCCAAUGGAUUUUGAUUACUUUACAUCUAUUGUGAGAAGUGAUGAUGAUGAGAAAAAGAAUAGCUCAUCUUAUAAACCUGACCACUCGAAGAAAGAAAUUCUUAUGGAUAGGAUUAACAUUUUGAACCAGUUGCAUUUAAAAAUUAUGGAAUCCUUAAUUGUUUUAACCGUGGAAUCACCUUACUCUGGAAAUCCAGGUGGUGUAUAUAACCUGAAGGAGAAACUUAAGAAGGUUGUAGAGGGAGGUGUUGGCCUUCGUGCUGUCUGUGAUCUGCUUAUUAGAAGUGCUGGUGCUACUGCCAGCAAAAAGACAAUGAUACCAACCCAUCCUAUGCCUAAGUUGGAGAGUUUCGAAGUCAGUCUUGCCAAUUCAUUAGAAGAAUGUAAUUCGGAAUCUUCAAUCGAAAACUCAGCUGAUGAAGGUUAUGAUGCUGACGUUGAUGCUCCACAUCAAAUACAGCUAGCAGUUCUUGAAUUAUUUGGUUAUCUUGCUAGACAUUGUAUUCAGCCUCAAGAACUGGCGAUAUUUAUAAAGUAUUUUAUCAGCGACAAGCCUCCACUGAAACUAUUGCUUCCUUGCCUCAUCAAGUUAAUGAGCAAUAAUGGCCUACAACCUAGACAUACUAUUAAUUUCCCUAAAGAUUAUUCUAAUUUGAAUGUGGCAUCUUCAACAGCAGCCCACAAGCUGGGGUUGACUCUCCAUCAGCAACACAUGUCUUUAGGUUUGACCAGCUGCUGGUCGAGAGCUGCUAUUAUGUUACCUUUAAAUGCUGAACUUGGUUGGGCUAUGUGGGUUCAAGGAUUUUCCCUAUCCUUAUGGAUUCGAAUUAAUCCUUCAUCGAUGUCUUAUAACUUAGAUGAAAGUGAAUGCUAUGCAGACAGCACAAGCUCCGAGAGCGGCCAUAGUUCGGGCUUGGACGAUAUUAAUAUUGAACACCUUCUUCAUAUCAUAUCAAUCGGUUAUGAAGCAUUAGUAUUGGAGUUUUGGGCAGAUGGACAGAGAGAACUUCUCCAUAUAAGACUGACAAGACCAGAUGGUUCCAAGUAUGAAGUUCUUUCUGAAGCCUCUUUGGAAGGAAGACUUCCUCCUUUAUCUUGGCAUCACCUUGCUAUUUCGGUUCAUGAUUCUGUUCAUGGUGGAAAAGUUAUUAUAGAGGUUACCCUUAUUAUUGAUGGAUGGUGUGAAAUACAAGUGCCACUUUCUUUUAAAGGAUUACUUGUAAGAAAGUCAAGGCCUACAUUAGUGGCUAUCGGAGAUACUAAACAGAAGAUUUCGUGCUCUUGGGACCUUGGUGGUCUCUUGAUGUUUCGACGCCCCGUGUUAGAAAAGUCGAAUGCUAUUUGGCUGACUGCACUUGGUCCUAAUAUAAGCACAGUUACACAGGCAAGGGUCGGAAACUCAAAACCUUUGUGGCAAAAGGAUGUAAUGCUGGUUAGCUAUUGCCCCAUGUUUCCGGAAUCAAUAAAUGUAUAUCCGCUUGCAUCAGCAACUUUAGGUAUUGGGGCUGGCUUCCGAGUAAUGACGGUAGAACAAAGAAGCAGUCAGUUGGUACCAAUGUCAGUUGGUAUAGUUGCUUUCUGUAAGGCAGCUUCCACGAAGUAUUGUUCGGUACCAAUGGCCGUUGACUGUCUAGGUGGCCCAGCUGUAGUUGAGAUUGGUGGAACAGAAAUUGAACAAGCACACGCUUUAGAGCUGUAUUUAAGGUUGAUACAACAAGAUCCAAACUUAAAAAUGCAAUCAGAAGGAUUUAACCCUCUUGUUUCAGCUGUUCUCGAAUCUCCGUUGGCCUCAACAGGUGGAUUAAUGCUUAAGGCCAUUCUAGAUACUUGCUGUGAUAAGCCAGGCAUUAUUGUUACUUGGGGCGAUGAACUUAGUGUCAGCAACGAAGGUGACUUCGUUUUGACUGAUCCAGAAACCUUAGUUUCUUUAAUUCUUUCAUCGUCAACUUCUUGGUCGACGAAUACUCUCCAGCUCUUUCUGAAAUCACUUCUUUCUUUACUAAGAGAUGAUCAUCCCCACAGAGAAUUCAAUUCUGCUCAGCUAAAUCGUGCUUAUGCCUUAGAAGCCAUAUUGUAUUUCUGCAAAGAAAGGUUAGUUGAAGAAAGAAGUGCUCUUGAUGAUGAGCUUUGUAACGCCCUGGUGGAUGUUACCCGUGGAUUGAUGACUGCUCCUCCGCAGCUAUCGCACGUUACCGCUAUUGCUGAUUAUUUGUUGUUGGCGCAUCCUGCCCAUGCAACAUACAUUUCUCAUGCUCGUUCUAGUUUAUACUUUGUACUUCCACAUCGCCCUCCACCCAAAAAUAAAAGGCGAAGGCGUUCUAUGUUGCUAGGAAACAGGAAUCUUAGUUUGUUUGGUGCUGUUGUCGAUGUAAAAGAAUAUCGAGGGUUUUUUACUCAACCUGUAGAUGCUGGAAAAUUAAAUAUAGCACUUAAUAAUCUUCAGGUUAGAAAGAAAAUAGAAAGCAUUGGUAAAGAGUCGUUUGAUAGUACAGGUAGUAAGACAGACGAUUCUGGUAUUAAUGAAUCCUGCAAGGGUUAUACUGAAGGAUCUUUAGUUACUCAAGAUUGUGAUGAAUUGAGUAAUACAUCAGCAAACACCUAUUUCCAACAGAAGGGGACUGAAAUGGAUGUUGUCUCUGAUAAUUCUUCGAAUGCGACUGAUGAUGAUGAUAAGUACAUCAAUGACAAUAUGACUGAAGACAGUCACGAAAGCGAAGAUGCUAUUCGUAUUGGUCUCCUAGAACUACUCAGGGAUCAGAUAUUGGUCACUCCAGAUAGUAUAGCUCAUACUGCUCUCCCUAAUGUUCUUAGUCCAGAAGCAUUUAUCGUCAUGGCAAAUCAUUCCAAUAUAUCUGUUAUUACUGCUGUUGUUCAAGUCUUGGGAGCAUAUUUAGAUCGAGCCAACAAUGAAGAGAGAGCUCGUUUCAUAAAAGAUCGAGGUUUUUAUCUUCUCGCAAUGCAGCUUAGUCAUGUGAUACCAACAAUAGAACUUGCUGAAGCUCUUGCUAGUAUUGUUACAAUGAGUCGUUGCUUACCAUUGAGUCUUCAAUUGGAUGGCGAUGUUUUAGAGACUACGUUACCCGGAAUAGUACCACUUCUUAGUUUGAUCCCAAGAUCUGUAUCUGAUAUUCCUCUUGCCCAUAAUAUAAUUGUAUUUGCACACAAUGUUUUUUUAAAGGUUAAUGAUUGGAAGGGCCUACUUGAAUUUGGGCUUGUUGAAGCCUUACUCAAAUCUUUAGUUUCACUUAUGCACCAGAAAAGUGAUGUUUUGAAUGAUGUUUGUACUUUAAAUGAUAUUAUAUAUCAAAUGGAAUAUGUGCACAAAGUGGAAGUUAAUAAUUGUGGUUCUAAUUCUGCUUGUUCUGAAGCUAUAAAAUCAGCUCAUUGCUUUCUGUUGAAGUCAGCUAUGAAAUCCAUCACCGAAAUAAUUAAUUCCCACACAGUUAAACCAUCAUUUUUUUCCUCAGUAAUUUCAUUGAGCAGCGAUGAUUAUGAAUCUCAAAAAACUUCAAGUUCAACCAGUAUUAAUACCAUAGCGAAAUUGUCAAAAUCCGAUUUAGCCGACAGAUUUAAAAUUGUAGUCACCAAAGCAACUGAAUUUGUAGUAUACGCAGAGCCUGUGAAUGAAGAUAAUUUAAACUUGAGCCCUGAAAUGCAGAAGGUUGGUGACUUUGUAAAGGAAGUUUGGAGCUACCUUCUUCAGGCCAUCGUUACGGUUAUUGAAAGAAAAAGUGUGGCCUCACGUAGUUCUUGGUCGAAUGCCGUUUGGGCGAACAAAGAUACAUUACGAGCUCUUGCUUCACAGAUGUUUCUUUGGCUUUUAUCUCCUACUCACAGCGACAAAUUAAAAAUGUUUGCUAUAUCAUCAAUACUAAAUGAGCCCAGGUCGAAAGAUAUAUUGAUAUUCAUCUUGAGUACUUCUCAGUUAGAAAAAUCUCUUGCAUAUUUCCUGUGGGAUUUAAAAUAUGGGGGUGGUUUGACCAAUUCCCAAGAUCAAAGGGUCUUAGACGAGUUUGGUAGUAAGCUUGAGGAAUGGUGUACAUCUUACGUCCUUGGUAUUGUUACUGGGGAGGUGGAGGCUGGUGAAUACGCUAGGGAAGCAGUCGCUGAAGCUGUAGCUUCGAGAGGGGCAUGGAGGCUUCAACGACAAUCACAAAUUCAAAAGGCAGUAUAUCACCAUGAAUCUCUUGCAAAAGAGGUAUCAGAACGUGCUAUGGGUGUUACCAAAGAAGUUGAAUCAAGUCAAAGUCACCAACGAAAGUUAUUGAUGGAAAGCAUUAAAAAUGGCUUUGGAUCAAAAGUUCAAGCAGUAUUCAAGUGGCGUGAAGUAAUUAAUAUGCUUACACAUCAAGAGGCUGUGUGGCAUUUUCCAGAUUCUUAUCCACAAUCUUGGGAACUGGAUCCUACUGAAGGUCCAGCAAGGAUCAGGAACAGAUUAAAAAGAUGCCAUUUAGAAAUUGAAGAUAGAUACUUUAGACCGGAUAUAAUUUUAGCAAUGGGAAAAAGUAGAAAUACACCUCUAAAUUACAUCUUUGAAGCAAACGUUUCUACUAGUGCUGUCUUGAUUGACAGACUACAUUCGAACAAUAAGAUCAGACAUAUGUGUAAAGCAAGCGUUAUAACUCCUGAUAAGGCCACCCCAGGUGAACUUCUCAUCGGCCAUUGCUCUUUGUAUUUUGUUCCGAGUUCAGAUGAUAAUACUAAGGAAUGGGCUUUUGAACAAAUAAAGGAAUUACAUCGCAGGAGAUUUGAGCUUCAAGAAAGAGCAUUAGAGAUAUUUCUUUUGAAUGGAAAAACAUUUUUCAUGGCCUUCGAAUCAACCAAGGAAAGAGAUACAUUCAUGAGCGCCCUGUUGGACUGUGAGCUGUGCAACCGUGUCGCUAAUGAGCCUCUCGGAGAUGCUGUAGAAUUGUGGCGAGAAGGACACCUCACCAAUUGGCACUACCUAACCAUUCUUAACACUCUCUCUGGAAGAUCUUACAAUGACCUAAUGCAAUAUCCUGUGCUGCCGUUCGUUCUUGCGGAUUACACAAGUGAAGUUCUGGACUUGGAAGACCCCAAAUCUUACAGAAAUCUCAUUAAACCCAUGGCCAUCCAAGAACAGAAAAAUGAACAGCAUUAUAUCAAUAAUUAUAAUGAUAACAAUUUUGAUUGGCCAGAUCGUACUUUUCAUUCUCUUCAUACAACUUGGAGGUUGACAAGUUCAGAAUCGGCUACAGACGUUAAAGAAUUGAUACCUGAGUUUUUCUUUCUUCCAGAAUUCCUUUGUAAUCACGAGCAUUUUGAUUUUGGAAUAAGACAGAGUGGUGAAAAGGUCGAUAAUGUUGUCUUGCCACCAUGGGCUUCUAAUCCUCGCCUUUUUAUCUUGAUACAUAGACAGGCAUUGGAAUCAGAACAUGUACACGAAUUCCUCCCGCACUGGAUUGAUCUAGUUUUUGGAUAUAAGCAAGUUGGUAAAGCUGCUAUAGAUUCAAUUAACGUCUUCCACCCUGCCACUUACUAUGGCUUCGAUCCUGAAUCGAUCGAAGACCCUUUGCUGAGAAAAGCUUGGCAAACAAUGGUUAGGAUGUAUGGCCAGACUCCAAAACAACUGUUCCGUGCACCACAUCCUUUGGUUGUCCAGUGUUUGGAUCCAAAGAAAAAUGUACCGCAAGUGAUACCUAGUGUAAAAGGUCUAAGCUGGGGUCAUUAUGUUGGCUCGCCUGCUGAAUCUCACCCUACAAUUAUUUGGCAAGGAUCCCAUCACACUUCCAUAUCAACCCUGAUUGCACUUCUCUCGAAUGAUGUUUUCGGUCUUGCCACCAACACUGCUCUCCUUCUCUCUUAUACGAAAGAAUCUACGCUUAAUCUUGUUGUGAAUGGUGGAACAUCAGUCCUAGGUGCUGCUCUGAUUUCAUGGGGACACGGUGAUGGAGUUGUGAGAGCAAAGUUAAGAAAAGAACAAAUUCCCUUCCCUGCUGUAUCCAAUGUUCCUGGAGACACUAUAGCUCUGUGUACUUCGGUACCUGAUUCAAAUCAGCUGUGGGUUGGCUACGCUUCAGGAAAAAUUCAUGUUUAUAUGUAUAAAUUUGAUGGAGGAGGAGGAAGUUUAGAAAUAAACGAUGAAUGGACAACCCUCGCUGGUCAUCGAGCAACCAUUACAGGAAUUGCUCUUUCGAGAGGUUUCUCUCUGUCCGUUUCAAUUGCUGAUGAUGGAUCUGGAAUUUUGUGGGAUAUGAAUACUCUAUCGUAUGUCAGAUCUCUUCCUCGCCAUCCCAAUAAAAUGAGUCUUGUAUCCAUCUCUGAGACGCUAGGUGAUAUUGCUGUUGUUUCCGAUGAGGGAACUGUGUUGAGCUUGUAUAGUGUAAAUUGUGAAUUGGUUGGCUCUGUAACUACCGAAGAAGAGAUUACAUCUAUCACAUUUUCAUGUGCUCCUGAGGGGCGCUCUGUGAAUGUUGUUGCUUGCGGAAUGGCAGAUGGAUCAAUUAGCUUGGCUUAUUCCCAUGAUUCGCAGCAUCUUUACGUAUCGUCAAGCCAAGGGCAAGUUGUGAUUUGGCAAGGUUCAAAUAGUAAAUCCUAUUCCAAAAUGCCGAGAUUUCUCAAUUUGACGUCUUUACUGUAACAAAAUAUUAUCAAUUUAAAUCUGUACUAUUUUAAGGAUUGAUUUAAGUGACAUUUCACUACAACAGUAUUUCAAAGUUAUAUUAGAUUUGUAUAAUCAUAAAAUUAUGGAGAAAAAAAGCAAUUCAGAAUAAGCCAAAUCACUUUAACAUUAAAACGAGCAGUUUUUAAAUUAAGCGUAUUUGUAAUUUUUAAUCAUUAUUAACUUAUUCGUUACAUUUUAAAAUAAUCAUUAUUGUUAUGUAAAAAUGUUUUAUUCAUUGUUAUUAAUGCAAUUAAAGAAAACAUUGUUUCUUCUAUUAUGUUCGUUUAUAUCAAAUCAGAUAUUAUUUAUGUUAUUAUUAUUAUUGUCAUAUGUUUUACUCUAUGAAAGGAGAAGAUAAAGGUAAAGAAAAAGCCUAUUAAUAAGAUAUUUGUUGUUAUUUGAAUUUUUUUUUAUAUAUCAAUUAGUUUAAAUUUAUAUUUCAAUUAGGUUGUAAAUAAGAACCAAUUUUUAUGUAUAUGUUGUUUGUAUGCCUACUUUAUUAAUUUUAAUGUCAUAAUAUAAGUGUUUCAAUCUUUAUAUAUUAUAAAUAAAUCGGAUCAUUUAUAAAUGCGAUGAACUUGUGAUACGCUGUACAGUUAUUUGAAAAAAAAAAGUUCCUGAUCUCAAAUGUUAAGUACUUAAUUAUGUUUGUAUAUAAUGGUGUUGAACUAUCUUUAUAUUAAAACAGUUUUAUCUAUUCUUGUUAUCGUUAGGAGAAUAUUAAUAUAGAUGAAUUAUAUACCUGUAUAUGAAUAAGUUUCAAUAUUUUUAUAUAUGUAAAGUAAUUAUAUAACUUAAUAAUGUUCAAAUGUAAAUACUAGAAAUGAGUGAAUAUACUUUUAAUCAACGAUAUUAUAAUUAACUUUUAUACAUUUGUAUAAAUCAUUAAGUGGUUUAAUGAAUAAUUUUAUAUAUAAAUAAUUAUAUUUAGCAAACAUAUUUUUUGUAACAAGGAAUAUUAUAAAUAUAUACAAUAUUUUUAAUACACAAAUGUGUUUCUAUGCCUUACUUAAGUUAUAUCUUAUUUUUAUGAUGCUUGUUAGGUGCUAAUAAUCUUUCAUACAGAAUUAGUUGAAUUCCUUUUUAAAGAAUAAAU